AUGGCCGACUCGGAUAAACUUGGUCUUGGUCUCGACGAUAUCAUUCGAAUGGAUCGUACAACGAUUCGGCGUGGCGGUCGUGGUGGUAAACGAGGAUUUCAGGGACGUAGCGGCGGUCGAGGAGGUGGUCAAAUCAACGGAUUUCGAGCUCGUGGCGGUGGGGAACUACCGCGAACAUCAAAUGCACCAGCAGGUCGUUGGAAACAUGACCUUUAUGAUGAUAGUACUAAUCGAGUUCGAGGUAUACAACGAAAUAGUGGUGUUAAUAGUACCACGAAAUUAGUUAUAUCUAAUCUUGAUUAUGGUGUAACUAAAAGUGAUAUUCAAGAAUUAUUUGAAGAUAUUGGAGCUGUUCGUACAGCACAUGUACAUUUCGAUGAAAAUGGUCAAUCUUUAGGUACAGCUGAAGUUGUUUUUGAACGUCGUGUUGAUGCAACUACUGCUCAACAAAAAUAUAACGGCCUUAAUCUUGAUGGUCGUCCAAUGGAUAUUAAAUUAGUAGGAGCUGUUGAUAGUGGAUUACAACAACAAACAAAUCGUGGUUCAUAUAUUAAUGGAACUAAUAGUGGAAAUCAAAGAUCAGGUAAUCGUUUUAAUAAUCAACAAAAUGGAACUCGCGGUGGAGCUAAUCGACCACGUGGUAAUAGACAACAAACAAAUAAUACUCGUGGUAAUGGAAAAAAAGAAAGUAUUAGUGCUGAAGAUUUAGACGCUGAUCUUGAUGCAUAUCGUGCAGAAAGUACACUGAAAAAAUAA
Rotaria sordida is the source of this 756-nucleotide messenger RNA. The record is from the annotation of a GenBank genome assembly. NCBI's taxonomy places the organism in Eukaryota, Metazoa, Rotifera, Eurotatoria, Philodinida, Philodinidae.